AUGGUAAAAAAUUGGAAUUACAUAUCCUCAUCUCUUAACCCCGCAGAUAUUAUUUCCCGCGGUUGUACUCUACAUGAGUUAAAAUAUUCAGAGCUGUGGUGGCACGGACCUGAAUAUCUUCAAAAACCUGUAGAAUUCUGGCCAACUGAUUGUAAUAUUACUAAAUUUGCGAAAAUUUCGGAAAAGGUUCCGGAGUAUAAACCUCAAACUAUGACAUUUUUUAAUACCAAUACUGAAUUACACGAGAUAUUCGAAAGAUAUUCAAAUUAUAAUAAAUUAAUUCGCGUGUUUGGUUAUUGUUUAAGAUUUAUUAAUAACUUAAAACUCAAGAAAGAUAAUCGAGAAUAUUCUAAUAGUUUAUCUCCCGCUGAGAUAAAUAACAGCAUAGAAUCACUUUCUAAAAUGGUACAAAUAACCGCAUUUCCCUCUGAUUUCCGAUCACUUCAAGAAUCUGGUUCUGUAAAUCCUAAAAGUAAUUUAAGAUCUUUAUCACCUAUUCUUGAAAACGGUUUAAUUCUUGUUGGUGGUAGACUUCAAAAUGCUAAUAUUUGUUAUCACUCAAAACACCCGAUUAUUCUUCCUCAUUCACAUCCAUUCACACGUCUAAUUAUUGAAAAUGAGCAUUUACGCAGUUUACAUGCAGGUACUCAAACCACUCUUUCAUUUAUAAGGCAAAGAUUUUGGCCCUUAAAUGGAAAAAAUUCUGUUAAGAAUUGUAUUCGCAAAUGCGUUAUAUGUUUUAAAUCCAAACCUAAAGGGUUAACUGCUAAAAUGGGUCAAUUACCGGCUCCGCGAGUAGUUCCUACUUCUCCAUUUUUGACGUCAUCAAUUGAUUUUGCUGGUCCUUAUGAGUUGAAAGAUGGAAAAUUAAAAAACCGCAGAAUUAUAAAGGCUUACAUUUGCGUCUUUGUUUGCAUGGCAACCAAGGCGAUACAUCUAGAGCUCAUUACUGACUUAACUACUGACGGUUUUUGA
Molecule: messenger RNA, 975 nt
Organism: Sitophilus oryzae (rice weevil)
Lineage: Eukaryota; Metazoa; Arthropoda; Insecta; Coleoptera; Curculionidae
Exons: 1
Coding region: 1-975 (324 amino acids)
Molecular function (GO): nucleic acid binding
Source: RefSeq, a predicted model, not a curated record